Molecule: messenger RNA, 1077 nt
Organism: Grammomys surdaster
Lineage: Eukaryota; Metazoa; Chordata; Mammalia; Rodentia; Muridae
Product: homeobox protein Mix.2-like
Exons: 2
Coding region: 1-1077 (358 amino acids)
Biological process (GO): regulation of transcription by RNA polymerase II
Molecular function (GO): DNA-binding transcription factor activity, RNA polymerase II-specific; RNA polymerase II cis-regulatory region sequence-specific DNA binding
Source: RefSeq, a predicted model, not a curated record
AUGCUCCGAAAAGUUCAGGGCCCACAUAUGCCACAAGGUCCCUCCUUGGAUUCAAAAUUCCAAAUGUCUUCAAAUGCACCCAUAGAAACCAGUUUCCAAAUGUCUCAAGAGCCUGCAAAGAAUUUGCCUUUCCAAGUGUGUCACAGUCCCCCAGUGAGUCCAAGAAGUCCAAUGCAAUCAAGUCUUUCAGUCCUUAAAAGAGACUUAGGUCAGCAAGAGUCCCAAAGUCCAUCAAGACAAUCAACUAUACAAAUGCAACCAGGUCCUGUAAUGGACCCAGAUUUACCAACUCUGAGAAGCCUCUUACUCCGUCCAAUUCAUCAGAUACCUUCAAUAUCCUCAAUGAGAUCUACUUUCCAGCGUUGUCUACGACCUAGGAUGCUGUCAGCUGAACAUGGUGACCGACGAACCAGCCUUGCAACUCCAAAGAAGGAGAGGCAAAUACGCACUGUAUACACCAAAGCACAAAAGGACGUGCUCCGAGAUUUUUUUUCUCGGUGCCCAAACCCACAACGGGAGGAUUGCAUGGAACUGGCAUCAAGGGUUGGUGUGACAGUGAGUGCGAUCCAGACCUGGUUCAAGAACUACCGGGCCUCAUGCAAGAGGAGGAAUCUCCAGAAUGUUCUAGCAGCAUUGCCAGAGAUAAAUGGAAGCUCUGAAGCUGUUUCUGAGGCAACCAAUUUUCCUAGUUCUUUAUCUGUUGUUGCUUCUGCCAAUGGAGAGUCCAUGUGUUCAGGCACAUUUGGUGAGGAUUCCAUUCCCAAACUCAACUGCAACCAGGAAUCUUCUCUCCAUCGUGACCAGGCUUGUGAUGGUUCUAGGUUUAGUCAGCAAAAAUAUCUGCUUGAUGGUCGUGCCCCUGUUACAGCUGAGGACUCUGGUCAAUCCAUAGCAGUUGAAGUCCAGUCUGACCUAGCAGUAGCUGAAGCUCCAGUUGGCCUGGUAGCUGCCGACCAAGGCCCAGAGGAUGCUCAAGGUUCAGGUCCAUCGGCAGAGGAACUCUGGCAAAAGAUCCUUGAAGAUUUUGACAAUUCAGAUGACUGGCUUACUAUGUCAUAUCAUCCAGGCUGCAAGUAA